AUGUGGAAACAAGCUGAUGAAGUUAAUCCUACUGGUGGGGAGAGUCCAGUCAACUAUGGCUGGAUGAAAACUGGGGGUGGCCUCCAGCCUGUAAGGUUUGCUGGAAAUCCUGUACCCAGCUCUAUGACUAAAGCCGACAAUGGAGAGGAGAGGGUCCAAAUGAUGGCUGAGGAAGAUGUGGAUUCAGACAGUGUAUGGAUCCGCUACGAAGAGGGCUCCGCCUGCGUCAUUUCCACAAUCUGUAACAACAACAACAACAACAAUCUGUCAGCAAAAACUAGACCAGAAAGUCAAGCACCAUCUGUUUGCGAUGAGCGGCACGAGUCGGGUCAUCAGAUUCUGAUGGUCGGAGCGUCCCUCUUCGCCAGCAACAUCGGAUCGGAGCAUUUCAUCGGCCUGGCGGGAUCGGGAGCAGCAGGUGGCAUUGGUGUUGGCGCGUUUAAUUUCAACUCCAUCAUUUUGCUGCAACUGAUGGGAUGGAUCUUCUUGCCAGUCUUCAUAGCCAGUGGAGUAUGCACAGUUCCAGAGUACAUGAAAAAGAGAUUCGGUGGGAAAAGGAUCCAGAUGUACCUGGCCUGUCUUUCACUGGUUCUUUAUAUCUUCACCAAAAUAUCAGUUGAUUUGUAUUCUGGAGCUUUAUUCAUCAACCAAGCCUUGAAAUGGGACAUCUAUGGUUCCAUCAUGGCACUCCUUGCCCUGACAGCUUUAUUCACAAUGACAGGGGGUUUAGCGGCUGUCAUCUACACCGACACGCUCCAGUUCUUCAUCAUGAUCAUCGGCUCCCUUGUUGUUAUGGUCAUGGGUUUCCAAAAGGUCGGUGGAUAUGAACAACUCCAGUACAAGUAUAUGCAAGCAGCACCAAAACUCACUUAUGAAAAUACAACCUGCGGUGUUCCUCGAAAAGAUUCCUGGAUAAUGCUUCGUGAUCCCGUGAAUUCUGACCUGCCCUGGCCUGCAUUUCUUCUGGGUCAGACCCCGGCGUCAAUAUGGUACUGGUGUGCUGACCAGAUGAUGAUCCAGCGAACGCUUGCUGCCAAAUCUCUCUCUCAUGCUCAGGGUGCCACAAUCUUCACGGCCUACAUCAAAAUCUUGCCUUUCUUCGUGAUUAUUCUACCAGGAAUGAUAUCCAGGACACUCUUUCCAGACGAUGUUGCUUGCGUUUUGCCUGAAGAAUGUUUGCGAGCUUGUGGGUCAACCUCAUCUUGCUAUAACUCUGCUUAUCCUCGCCUGGUGGUUGGUAUCAUGCCAGCAGGACUAAAAGGCUUCAUGAUGGCUGUCAUGCUAGCUGCUCUGAUGAGUGAUCUGACGUCAAUCUUUAAUUCAGCCUCGACUCUGUUCACCCUUGAUUUGUGGUCUAAAAUACGUCCGAAAGCUAAAACCCGUGAACUGCUCAUUGUUGGUAAAGUAUUCAUUAUCCUCUUAGUCGCAACAUCAGUAGCCUGGGUUCCAAUCAUAGAACAUCUCCAAAGUGGUCAGUUGUUCAUAUACAUCCAGAAGAUAGCAGCGUACUUAGCACCACCCAUUGCUUGUGUCUAUGCCAUGGCUGUCACGUGGCCAAGAAUGAAUGAGAAAGGAGCCUUUUGGGCUCUCAUGGCAGGCUUAGUUAUUGGAACCAUUAGGAUGAUCCUGGAUUUCUCUUAUGGUGUUCCUAGCUGUGGGCAGGAAGACACCCGACCAUCAGUGAUCAAAAUAAACUUCAUGUACUUUGCAACACUUCUCUUUUGGCUUACUGGAUUAAUUGCAGUCGUCGUUUCUUAUUUGACAAAACCCCCUGAGGAUUACAUGCUGAUUCGGACAACAUACGCCAGACGCUUUGACACUGGCAAAAGAGAAGAUGACUUACAGCAACAGACACGGCAUGUAGGUGACAUACAGCUAGAAGUGUCCCGGGGAACAGGAACUGAGGGAAGUCAGGCAACCCUGAUGAGCGAAGGAAGUGAGAACAAAUGCAUAACUGGUAUGAAGAAGUCUUGUACUUGGCUGUGUGGUCUCGAGUCCCUUCCAGACACCCAGGAGAACAAGGAGGAUCUGGAGGAACAACUGCAGUCACUGACUUCACUGGAGCAGAAUCGUUUUGCCAAAAUUGUUCUCAACAUAAAUCUCAUUGUAGUCGUAGUGGUUGGCAUUGGACUUUUCACCUAUUUUACAAUUGAUCCAUUUCCCGAGGGUUAUGAUCCUAAAGCAAAUAUAUCGCUUUACAUUGAUAUUUAAUAUUAAGGUUUUCAGUUUAGAUCACCACAGGGAAAUGAACGCCUUUACCAGAAUUCAUUAGAUAUUUUAGUGAUAAAAAUAUGAUGGUUCAGGUUGUCUUACAGAAACAGUUUAAUACUGUCUCAAUACAAAUUUUCAGGUAAUAAUAUACAUGCACAAACAUAAAACACACACACACACACACACACACACACACACAUAUAUAUAUAUAUAUAUAUAUAUAUAUAUAUAUAUAUAUAUAUAUAUAUAUAUAUAUAUAUAUAUAUAUAUAUAUA
Molecule: messenger RNA, 2486 nt
Organism: Macrobrachium nipponense
Lineage: Eukaryota; Metazoa; Arthropoda; Malacostraca; Decapoda; Palaemonidae
Product: sodium/glucose cotransporter 4-like
Exons: 10
Coding region: 1-2211 (736 amino acids)
Biological process (GO): transmembrane transport
Cellular component (GO): plasma membrane
Molecular function (GO): D-glucose:sodium symporter activity
Source: RefSeq, a predicted model, not a curated record